AAAGAAAAGGAAUGCAAUCUCUUUCUCGUCGCUGAUCAAUCCUAUCUGAUUGGUUUUGUUGGUGAAAAUCCCUAGCAAUUAAUCAAGUAGCAAAUUAAGCAAGAGCAAGUGAAGAAGAAUGAAUGACGGAGAUGUGUCGAGGCAAAUCCAGCAGAUGGUCAGAUUCAUCCGCCAGGAGGCUGAGGAGAAAGCCAACGAGAUAUCUGUCUCUGCUGAAGAGGAAUUUAACAUCGAGAAGCUGCAAAUAGUUGAAGUUGAAAGGAGAAAGAUCAAACAAGAGUAUGAGCGCAAGGCAAAGCAGGUGGAAGUCCGGAAGAAAAUCCAGUACUCAAUGCAACUGAACGCGUCGCGCUUAAAAGUUCUUCAAGCACAGGAUGAUUUGGUGAAUUCCAUAAAAGAAUCGGCCAGGAAGGAGCUUCUGCGUCUCUCUAAUGACAAAAGGGGAUAUAAAAAACUCCUCAAAGCUUUGAUUGUUCAGAGUCUGGUGAGGCUGAGGGAGGUAGCAGUUUUGCUGCGGUGCAGAGAGGUUGAUCGCAAGGUCGUUGAGUCUGUCUUAGAAGAAGCAAAACGGGAGUACGCUGAAAAACUCAAAGUACAACCCCCUAAAAUUACCAUCGACAACGUUUACCUUCCACCCCCUCCCUCUAAUGCAGAUUCCCAUGACCCUUACUGCUCGGGCGGAGUUGUGUUGGCUUCAGAAGAUGGGAAGAUAGUGUGCGAGAAUACUUUAGAUGCACGCCUGGAUGUUGCUUUCAGACAGAAACUACCAGAGAUUCGAAGGCGUCUGGUGGGACAAGUGGGUGCUUGACCAAUCUCUAUCCUUUGUGUUUGUCUCUUACUAUAAAUCACUCAAGCAGACUCACAACUUAAUUCAGCCUUUGUGUAUUUUUCUGAAAGUGGUAUUAAUUACUCUCUCCAUCUGUUUGUCAAUUUGAGAUAAAUGUACUCUGCAAAUAAUUUUGGAGUAACCUUUAGCUGCCUUGUUUAAUUAAGUUUUAAUGUAUGGUAUACGUUUGACCUAAUU
This is a messenger RNA of Theobroma cacao (cacao), 1024 nucleotides long. RefSeq names its product V-type proton ATPase subunit E2. The record is from RefSeq and is a predicted model, not a curated record. NCBI's taxonomy places the organism in Eukaryota, Viridiplantae, Streptophyta, Magnoliopsida, Malvales, Malvaceae. Gene Ontology annotation, molecular function: proton-transporting ATPase activity, rotational mechanism. Gene Ontology annotation, biological process: proton transmembrane transport. Gene Ontology annotation, cellular component: proton-transporting two-sector ATPase complex, catalytic domain.